This is a messenger RNA of Ficedula albicollis (Collared flycatcher), 1029 nucleotides long. It is a transcript of the gene UPK3B, whose product is annotated as uroplakin-3b. The record is from RefSeq and is a predicted model, not a curated record. The transcript has 9 exons. NCBI's taxonomy places the organism in Eukaryota, Metazoa, Chordata, Aves, Passeriformes, Muscicapidae. The coding region runs from base 1 to 1029 and encodes 342 amino acids.
AUGCUCCUCAGCGCCUCCCUGCCCGCGGGGCAGGGCUGGCAGCGCCCGAACCAGUCGGGCACGGGCUCACCCCGGGCUCCGGGGGCCUGGUGGGCACAAGGCAUCCGCAGGGAGCUGGGUCUUGGUGGGGGGAGUGGAGGUGCCUCGGGGGUCCUGCAGGACGGUUCCCAGCGGUGGGACGGGCUGAGCCGAGCAGGACAGCACAUCCAGCAGCACCAGGACGACGCCAUGGAGCUGCCGUGGGCGCUGCUGGCGCUGGCUGGGAUGGGCGCAGCCGCGGACCUGGCGGUGCAGAACAGGGGGUCCCCUCGCUCACUGCCCACUCCCCCAGCCCGGCUGCCCUACGUGCCCCGCGUACCCCCCGUGGCACUGCUGGGCAAGGUCACUGCCAGCACCUUCGCGCUGGAGGGGCCCCGCUGCGUCUUCGACGGCCACGCCGAUGCCUCGGACGCCGUGUGGCUGGCGGUGGCCUUUGCCAACGCAUCAGCCGCCUUCAGAAACCCGCUGUCCCGGGCUGACGUGCCCCCGUACAAGCAGCUGCCCACUGCCCGCUCCUACAUGACUCUGGAGACGGCGGCGGCCGCGUAUUCCUGCUCGGCGCCGAGCCCGCCCGUCCUGCGGGUCGGGGGGGACACAGCGUGCAGGGACCAGGGCAGACAGGACCCCUGCAAUGGGCCCCUGCCCUCCCCGGGACCCUACAGGGUGAAGUUCCUGCUGAUGGGCUGCCGCGGCCCCAAAGCGGAGACGCGGUGGUCCGAGCCCAUCCUCCUGCGCAGAGCCGUCAGCCCGAGCACCAUCGACCCUGCGCCCGCUCGCCGUGGCAGUGCCGUGCUGGUCAUCGCCUCCAUCCUGGCCAGCCUGGGGGCCGUGCUGGCCACCGCCGUGCUCGGAGCACUGGGCGCCAAGGUGUGGGGCUCCCUGUGCCACCAGAAUUUGGGGGCCGACGCCUUCAUCCGCAGAUCCUACCGGACCCACCACAUCCCCCCGGCCCUGCCCCAGCCCCUGCCCCCCGGGGACAUCUUCCGCUAG